Closterium sp. Naga37s-1 is the source of this 8286-nucleotide messenger RNA. The record is from the annotation of a GenBank genome assembly. Lineage: Eukaryota; Viridiplantae; Streptophyta; Zygnematophyceae; Desmidiales; Closteriaceae.
AUGGAAAUUCUUCCGCCGUCAACUACCCGUCAGCCGGCUAUUCCGGGCCGGCCGGAACAAUCGGAGGAGUACGCAUGGGUUCCAGGUCUAAUCGACGCGGCGACGAUCGAGAAGCUUGAACGCGUGGGGAUGGCAUGGGGCCCGCUGACCGGCCUCCCCUGGGGAGCUCCCAUCCCUUUGCUUCUCCUCACAGCCUUCUGCACCACUCUGCACCGAUACAACCCCAGGCGGAGGGAUUUUCCCGUGGGAGUGUCCUUCGGGUGGUACAUUCUGCAGGCGGAAGACGCGGACGAUGAGCCGCCGCCAGCGGAAGCGCAGAAGGGCGGGGGAGGGGGAGGGGGAGGCGGGGGGAGGGGACACGGGGACGGGGGCGCAGGCGGUCACCGCCAGUCGCUUUUCUCCGAUAGUGAGUACUCCGAUUCCGAGUUCGAGUCGUCGCGCCAGGCCACGCGGCUGUCCGCGAUAGGCGGCGGAGGAGGAGGAGCUCCAUCGGGAGGAGCGCUAGGAGCGGCGGCGCGCGCGGCGUACCAGUCAUCUGCAGGUCCGGGCGGGGGCGUGGGGGGAGGCAAGGGCGGAGCCAUCCCGCAGGGAAUGCGGCCCGGCGGACUAGCCACGGGUCUUCUCUCCACCAUGGUUGGCGCAAUGGCAGGGGGCGGGGCAAAACCUGUAGCAGCAGGCGCAGGGGGAGGGGCAGCUUCCGCGAAGCCCGCGGGGGGCGGGCUGCUGCGGCUGUGGCAGGGGGGAAAGCUGUACGACGCGCCGCCGUCGGGGCAAGAUCUUAGGGUUAGCUGGCGCGCCAACGGGCUGUUUCACGACACUAUAUCGGACGCGAUGAGCUCUAUAACGAGUUUUUCCGCCGUAGGAGAGGAGGACGAUGAUCAACUACUGGUGGUGAAUGUCGAAAUGGAUAAUCUGCCCCCGCGCGCCCCGCAAGCGGACAACCUACUCCCCCCUUCCGCGCUCCCCCCUGCUGCUGCGCCCCCAGGCGCGGUUCCGCGCCAGGGCAGUCUGGGGGCGGCGGGCUUGCCGUCUAUGGGGCUAGCAAAACAGCACAGCCUCAGAUCGGACCCGGGAACCGUGGCAGGGGCGGGCGCAUCCGGGGCGGGCGUUCCUGGGGGAGGUGUAUCCGGGGUAGGCGCAUCUGGGGCGGGGCGUACUGACAGAGACGUGACUCUACUUGAGAUGCUGGCGCACGUGGGAUCGCGGCUGUUUGAAGCCGUGGGGAGCGCGGAGGAGGGAGGAGGCGCAUCCGGGGUGGGGGGCCGGGGGAGGGGCGGAGUGUGCGGGCGGGGGGGGAGGGGCGUGUCCGGGGAUGGCAUGUCUGAUGUGGAUAGGGAGAGCGUGGGGCGGGGGACGGCUAGAUCAGCGUCAACAGCACGGAGCAGGGUGGCUGCUGCCAGUGCAGCUGCAGUUGCGAAAGGGUUUCCGGCCUUUUUCAAGUAUUUUGCAUAUGGGAUCGACCGGCAGACGAUAGAGGAAGAGGGGGAGGAUAUACCAUCGUGCGGGCUUGCCGGGUUGUUUGUCCCCGGGUCGAAAAAGAAAGCGGUGCUGAUUCGGUGGCGGUAUGAUGUGUCUAAGUACGAUGAAUCUACCGUGGCGCGGCUGAGCGCGAAUUUUUGUUUUUUGGUGGAACGGAUUGCAUCUCUGCCGUCGAUUGAGGCGCUGCCGAUUUACUACCUGCCCGUGCUGACCGACGCGGAGAGGGAGCAACUAGAGGACAAGUUUUCCGGGCGGCUGGUGCCGCACGCGUUCUGGCACGAGGAGGAAGAAGGGAGGAAGCUUCUGCUGGACGUUGGGGGCCUCAUCCGCCGCCCAGUCUCAGAUCUGUCGGAUGCGGCGCCAGGGAGUGUGGGGAGGGGGGUGAGGAGCAGGGGCAGGGGUCUGAAUGUGCGCGAUCGAACUUUGGUGGAUCUGUUUGAGCGGCAGGUGAAGGUUAACCCGGCUGCCACGGCGCUGCUGCUGCUGCACCGGGGGAGAGGGCGCGGGGGCGCGGGCGGAGGGGGGUCAUGGGGAGGUGGAGCGGGAGGAGGGGGAGCGUGGGGGGCUGGAGGAGGAGGGGAAAGAGGAGCGGGAGCGGGAGCAGGAGGAGGAGGAGGAGGAGGUGGGGUGAAAGGGACGAAGGUGGUGGUGAGAGAAGCGGUUUCUUACAUGCAGCUGCAUGCGCGUGCCCUGCUGAUCGCGAGGUUCGUUGCCAAGAAGCUUCCUCGCCCUGCUCUCAUUCCGGCGUCGCACCGGGGUAGCAGCCACAGCACCCCUGCCGCCACCCCCAAGGCCGCCUCCUCUGCCGCUGCUGCUGCAGCCGCUGCUGCUGCCAACGGCACGGGUGUUUCUUCUGGUUCCCCAACCGUUUCAGCAGCACCAGUAGCAGGAGGAGGGGCAGGAGCAGGGGCGAAUAUAGCGGCAGCGGCAGCAGCAGCAGUGGGGGCAAGCCGAGCGAGACCAGAGGUGCAGCUAGUGGGGGUGUGUAUGGAGAGAGGGGUGGAUUGGGUAGCAGCGAUACUCGGGAUCAUGAUGGCUGGGAGGGCGUAUGUGCCUCUAGAUCCCUCCCUGCCACGUGGCAAGCUGGAGGAGAUUGUGGAGGAGUCCGGGAUCAUGCUCGUGCUCACGUCGCGCCACCUGGCGGACGCGCUGACGUGGAUGACGCCCCGCUCGCCACGUGGCGCCGCCGCCACGUCAGCGUCAAGUCCGCGAGCGGCCAAUCAGGGAGGGCCAGAGGAGGUAGGCCAGAGGCAGGAUCAGGAGCAGGAUCAGCAGCAGCAGGAGCGGCGGCGGCGGCACCAUCUGUUGAAGCACAAGCGGGCUGGCAGCUCGGGAAGCUCAGGGAAGGCGGAUUCAAAAGGGGAGGCCGGUGUGAGCGACAGUAGAAUCAGCGAUGGGAGGACUGGAGUGGCGAUUUUCUUCCCCAGCAGCAGCAGCAUGGGUGCCGACAGCAACCACAGCAGUAAUACUUCAGGGGAGGCACGGCUGGGGAGGGCGCUGCCUGUAUGGGCGGUAGAGGAGGUGAUAGAAGGCGAGGUGGAAGAGGAGCGGGCGGAACGAGCGUUGCUGGGUGACUGGGGGCCUGGAGAUGAGGGGAUGACUGGCAGAGAGGCAGGAAGGGGAGGGGGAGGGGCCGGGGCUGGUGUGGGGGUGAGUGCAGGUGUGAGUGUAGGGAGUGCGGGAUUGGAUGUUCUAGUGGGGUUGAGGCCGAGGGCGAGUGGGACGUGCUGUGUAAUGUACAGAGAGAAUGAGCUGGGGCGCGUGCGGGGCGUGGUGUUACAGCACCAAGGGGUGGUCAAUAUGGUGCAUUGCUUCAGACACAGAUUGCCUGCCGAACACUCUGCUGCUGCUGCUGCCGCUGGUUCGAAUCCUGCUCCUGCCACUGCUGCGCCUGCCACUGCGGCUACAGGUGCUACAGCUGCUACUGCUGCGGCGGCUGUAGCGGCUGCUACAGCAGCGGCGGCCGCUACAGCCGGAGCGGCCCCACCAGUGGAUGUGAGGGCGCAGAUCUCUCCUGCUCACCUGCCAGCUCACCUCUUUGAACUCUUCACUGCAUUUGAUGUCGGCGCUGCUGCUGCCAUCUGCCCCUCGCCUCUCGAACCAUUUUCUUCCAACGCUACAGCUUAUAACGAAUCUGCUUAUAGCGGAGCAGGAGGAGGAGCAGGAGGAGGAGCAGGGGCUGUUACUUCUGCUGCUGCUGCUGCUCAUGAGUCUGCUGUGGUGCAUGCACAUGCAUGUGCGGAACUUUCCUCAGAAGCUUCCCUCCUGGGCGUCUCAGGGCUGCUCACGCUGCCAAGUGUCGCAAUGUGGUUGGAGCCCCGGUCUCUCCCGAGCCUGCGUUGGGUGGCCUUCUCAGGCGAGCCCGUACCUAGAGCUCUGGUUUGGCGCUGGCUUCGGGCCGGACGUGUGGUGGUGGAUAUUUACGGAGCUCUGGAGUGUUCCCUAGCUGCCACGUGUGCAGUCUGGCGGCCUGGCGACAGGGUGGCGGAUACGAUUGGCCGGCCACUGCCAGGUGUCCACGUGUACAUUCUCGGGCCGAACCUAGAGCUCGUCCCGAUUGGCGCGGGCGGCGAGGUGUGCAUUGCAGGGAUACACGUGGCGAGAGGGUAUUGGAAGCGGCACGGGGAGACGCGGCAGAGGUUCGUGAGCAACCCGUACGGCAUGGGAGUGCACGACAGGAAGCUGUUCCGAACGGGGGACCGGGGGAGGUGGUUACCAGACGGGUGUGUGCAGUUUUUGGGGAGGUUAGAGCAGCAGGUGUAUAUCCGAGGGUUGAGUGUGGAGCCGGUGCAAAUAGAGGAAGCGGGGAGUAAGGUGGAUGGGGUGGCGCGCUGUGUGGUUGCGUUCAGGGCGCAUGACCCGGGGAGACAGCCGUAUCUCGCUGCCUAUCUCCUGCUUAAACCUUCGCUGGCAGCGGCUGCUGCUGCUGUGGCGGCUGCAGGAGAGGCAGCGUUGGGGGGAGGGGCUGGGGGGGAAGCAGGGGCAGGGGCAGGGGUGGGGAAAGGGGCGGGGAAAGGCGGGGGGAAGGGGGUGCAGACCCCUGCUCAGCAGCUACUGGCGUCGCAGCAAUUAGCAGCAGUGAUUCCUAAGAAGGUCCGAGAGUAUUUCAGAUCCGCCCUCCCUCCUCACGCUGUUCCCUCAGCCAUCCACGUGAUUCACCACCUCCCCUGGACCAAGACAGGCAAGGCCGACCGCUCCCGCCUCCCUCUGCCGCCCGCGGACUCCUUUUUUGUCUCUUGUGACGAGGACGGGUCUGUGGGCGGCACGGGGUUGGGAGCGGGCGGCGGGGAUCCGUUAGAGACGGCGGAGGAGCGGGCAGUUGCGGUGAUUUUUGCCGAGAUGCUGCCCGGGGUCGAGGCGGGCAGGUUGCGAAGGAACUCAAACUUUUUUGAGCUGGGAGGGAAUUUGUUUCUGGCAGCACAGGUGGUUGCGAGGCUGGUUGAUUCUAUCGAGAGUUCUGUUAAGGAGGGUGGGAGCAACGGGGGGGAAGGCGGCAGUGCUGCUGCUGCUGCUGCCGCUGCUGCUGCUGGUGGUGGUGGUAAUGCUGCCGCUGCUGCUGCUGGUGGUUCUGGCAGUGCUGCUGCUGUUCCUGCUGGUUCUGCAGCUGGUGGGGCAAGUGAGGGGGAUGGGGUGGGCGGAGUGGUGGGGGUGCCAUUGUCAGAGGCGCAGGUGCUGCUGUGGGUGGCGUACCAUGCUCUACCGCACCCUCAGCUGCUGGACGAGUGCCAUGUGUGGCGCCUGCAGGGUCCGGUGAACUUCCCGCGUCUGCAGCGGUCGCUGCAAGCACUGGUGGUGCGGCAUGCAGCUCUGCGCUCUCGCUUCGUUGGACCAGUCAACUUCCCUAGGCUGCAACGGUCUUUACAAGCACUGGUGGUGCGCCAUGCGGCUCUGCGCUCUCGCUUCGUUGUCUGGCACACCAGCAAGCACAAGCAGUCCGGACGAGGUGGCGGUGGUGGCGGCGGCAGGGGCAGCAGCAGCAGCAGCAGCAGCAGCGGCAGCGGUUCGCUGCGGUUGAAAGCGGCUGUGAUGGAUGCUGCGAUUAACUCUCUGAAGACUGAGCUCGCUGCUGGCGCUGGCGCUGCUGGGGCUGCUGGAAACGCCAAGGGCAGGAGGCAAGCAGGGAGAGGAGUAGCAGGAACAGGAGGAGCAGGAGGAGGGGGGAGAGCAGGAGCAGCAGGAGGAGGAGAAAGAGUGAGUGCAGCAACAGGUGGUGGGGAGAACAGGGGAGGAGGAGGAGGAGGGGGGUUUGUCUAUCGGGCCCUAGCAGGGCUGUUUGCACCGAGCCUCUUUGCUCCCAGCUUCUGGAAGACAGCAGAGAGUGUGCUGGAGUGUGUAACGCAGAUCCACACGCACCCCACCCAUGGGCCUCCGUUUAGGCUCGCUUUGGUGGAUAUUUCCGGCGCGAAGUACUCCAAACGAAACAGGCUUAUAUCGGGGAUAAUCGCGGAGGCGAGACGGCCGUUUUGCCUGAGGACUCCGGAGGAGGCGGCGGUUCAGCUAAUUGUGGGAGGGAAUAGGGCGGAUGGGGAAGGUGGAGGCAGUGGGGGUGGCAUGGGGGGGAUGGGAGUGAGUGGGGGAGGAGGGAUGGGUGCAGCCGAAGUUGGGCUGUUAGCAGGAAGAGGAGGAGCAGCAGCAGCCAAAGCAGCAGCGGCGGCGGCGGCGGCAGCAGCAGCAGCUGGCGGCGGCGGCGGCGGUAGCGGCAGCAAGGGCGGAGAAACAGCAACAGCAGCGGCAGCAGGGGCAGCGGGCGCUGUUGAAGGGGAGAGCUUGUUUCGAGCGACGCUGAUCCGGCUGAGCGCCACGGAGCACUCACUCGUGCUCGUGUGGAACCCGCUCAUCUUCGACGGCGUCUCCUCAUCACUGUUCUACUCCGACCUCCUCCAGGUUUACAAGGCGGGCGGCUCGGCGGCCGACCUCCCCGCAGUCGCCAGCUACGCCGAUUUCGCCCUGUGGGAAAAGGACAAUUUGGCAUGUGCCGGGCACAGGGAGUGGGACCUGGGGUUCUGGAAGCAGGCAGUGGGUGUACCUCCUCCAAAACUACCUCCCCAGCUGCAACCCAAGGUAGACGACAGCGGGAGCGAAGGAGGAGCGAGAACGGGCAGAGGAGGACGAGCAGCAGCAGGGGCAGGAGGAGCAGGAGGAGGAGGAGGAGGAAAAGGAGGAGGAGCAGCGGCGGCGGCGGCUGCGGCGGUGGCGGCAGGGGGAUUGGCGUUAGCGCUACGGAAAGGGCAUGUAGAGGUGCUGAUAGCAGCAAGCACGAGGAGGCGGCUUGAAACCUACGCCUUUCACCGCGGUGCCACGCUCUCCAUGGCCUUCCAAACCGUUCUGCACGCCCUGCUACACCUCUGGACCCACCAGCACUCCGUCGCGGUCGCCGUCCCCGUCGCUAGGAGACAAAUCCUGCCGCUCCAGUCGGUGAUCGGGCGGUUCUCGGAUUUGAUUCCCGUGGUGACGGAUAUGCGGAAGCAUCUGAGCCCUCCGUUGGUGGUGGCUGGACGGCUGAGAUCGUUCACUUCGUCGAUCAGUCGGGCGUCAUCGUGUGUGUCGUCUCGAUGCGUCUCCCCUUCUACUUCCCGCCAGUAUUCCGCGCUCUCCCCUCGCCUCUCUGCCUCCACUCCUGCUGCUGCUGCUGCUGCUGGAGGCGCUGUUGGGCCAGCUGCUGGGGGUGCUGUGGGUUGUGCGGUUGGUGCUCCUGCUGAUGCUGCUGCUGCUUUGAGGCAAAUCGCGGCUGCUGAUGCUGAUGGUGUGAAGCAGGGGCAGCAGGGGCAGCAGGGGCAGCAGGGGCAGGAGUUUGUUCAGGGGAGUGGGGGUAUGGGGGUUGGCACUGACGUGCUUUCACUUGCUGCGGCUGCUGUUGCCGCAGGGAAGGGGGGGAGGCGUGGGGAGGGGAGCCGGCCUGGUGGAGGGAGUGGAGGGAGUGGGGGGAGUGGGUUGGUGCAAGGGAAGCAGGCGGGAGGGGUGAAGGGGAAUGGGGCGGAUGGGGAAGGAGGAGGGAAGGGAGGGUUCAUGGGAGGAGGAAAGGGAGGGGGGGAGAUGUGCAACGACCAGUGGAGGUCUGAGGGUGUUUCCUUUGAGCAGCUGUUAUUCCAGGUGCGAGAGCACACCCUGCAGGCGCUGCAGCACCAGUCCAUCUCUCUCCGUCUGCUCGCCUCCGCACUGCAUCCCACCGCUCCGGACCCCUUCGCCUCCCCCUUUGCCCUCGCGUCCUUCGCCCUCACACACCCCGGCACCGAUUCCCCACCGAACUUGCUCCCCCUAGAAGACUCCCUAGUGGGGGACCUAGACCUAGAAGCCUCUUCUGCUGCUGCUGGGUUUGGUGCCGCUGGUGCUGCUGGUGCUUUGGGUGGUGCUGCUGGUGGUCUUAGUGGUGUGGGUGGGGUGGGUGGAGGGGCGGAGUUUGGAGGGAGUGUGGGCGGCGGUGGUUGGGGCGGCGAAGUGGCGUUAUUUCCCUUGGGAUUGUCCCUGCGGCCACUGAGAGACGGGCGGCUGGCCGGGCGGCUGACUUACCAGGUGGAUGCAGUGCCUAGAAGCAUGGCAGAGGUGCUAGCGAGGCAGAUAGAGCGGCUGGCAGAGGCAGCAGUGGAGUCACCUCGACCCUUGCUGCUGGAUGAAGCCACUGCCAGAGCGCUCAAGCAGGCGCGGAGGCGAGGGGGCGGGGUGGAUGGGGGGAAAGGGAGUGGCGGAGGGGGUGGGGGUGGGGGGAUGGUGGGGCCGAUAGGGUGCAUGCCGUUGUGUAUAGGCCGCGAUAGGCGGGUGCUAGUGAGGCAGGGGUCAUCGGAUUCGGAUGAGUCUGAUGUGAGCGUUUGA